CUGCUCGUGGCCUGCGCGAAGAAGAGGCGAAAUUGAAGGCCGAGAAAACCCGGCUGGCCCGUGGGGAGGGGGGUUAGGACGGAGCAGGGGGCUGUGUGAUUCUGAAAAGUUGCAUUUGAAGGAAAGGCGCUUUCCUUGGAGGGCUACUCAGAAGUCUGAGGAAAGAACAUGGAGCGCUUGGCAUCUUUCAGCAGCUUCACAGAUGAUCCUUUCGACAAGCCCCCCUGCCGAGGGUGUUCCUCCUACCUUACGGAACCGUACAUCAAGUGUGCAGAAUGUGGGCCUCCACCUUUCCUGUUGUGUUUGCAGUGUUUUACAAGAGGAUUUGAAUAUAAGAAACAUCACAACAAUCACACCUAUGAAAUUAUGACCUCCAAUUUCCCAGUCCUUGAUCCUACCUGGACAGCUUUGGAAGAAAUGGCUCUUCUAGAAGCUGUGAUGGACUGUGGCUUUGGGAACUGGCAGGAUGUAGCUAACCAGAUGAGCACAAAGACUAAAGAGGAGUGUGAGAAACAUUACAUGAAACACUUCAUCAACAACCCCCUGUUUGCUUCCACGUUGUUAAGUCUGAAGCAGGCAGAAGAGAACCAGCUAACUGACACAGCCAUUCCUUUUUGCUCAACUGAAGAGCCUCCACGACCUACCUUCGAUUCUCUGCUCUCCAGAGAUAUGGCCGGAUACAUGCCAGCAAGAGCAGACUUCAUUGAGGAGUUUGACAACUAUGCUGAAUGGGACUUAAGGGAUAUAGAUUUUGUGGAGGAUGACUCAGAUCUUUUACAUGCUUUGAAGAUCGCGGUAGUAGAUAUCUAUCACUCUAGGUUAAAAGAAAGGCAACGGAGGAAAAAAAUUAUAAGAGACCACGGACUCAUCAAUCUCAGAAAGUUUCAGAUUCUAGAAAGAAGAUAUCCAAAGGAGGUUCAGGAUCUUUAUGAAGCCAUGAGGCAUUUUGCAAGAAUACUAGGACCAAUGGAGCAUGACAAAUUCAUCGAAAGCAAUGCAUUGGAAUUCGAGCUUCGAAGGGAAAUCAAACGGCUACAGGAAUACAGGAUAGCCGGUAUCACUAAUUUUUGCAGUGCGAAAACAUACGACCGCCUCAAGAAAACCCGUGAAGAAGAGCGCCUGAAGCGCACCAUGCUUUCCGAGGUCCUUCAGUACAUUCAGGACAGCAGCGCCUGCCAGCAGUGGCUCAGCCGGCAAGCGGAUAUUGACUCAGGCCUGAAUCCCACAAUGCCAGUUAUGUCAAAUUCAGGAAGGAGGAAUGCCCCUCCACUGAACCUUACCGGCCUCCCAGGCACAGAGAAACUUAAUGAGAAGGAGAAAGAGCUCUGUCAGGUGGUACGAUUGGUCCCUGGAGCCUACUUAGAAUAUAAAGCUGCCUUAGUCAAUGAGUGUCACAAACAAGGAGGCCUGAGGCUGGCUCAGGCACGAGCCCUCAUCAAGAUCGAUGUAAACAAAACCAGAAAGAUCUACGAUUUCCUUAUCCGAGAAGAAUACAUCACCAAAGCCUAGCAGUGAAGCUGUUCGCGUUGGGCCAUUCUCUGUGUUAUCAGAAACUGUUUCUUUAAAUGUUGUCUUGGAACUGCGAAGAGCUCUGCAGGAAAGACGGAUUUCUCAUAACAUUUUCUCUCUUCACUCCACCAUGUAAACGUUUGUCAGCAUCAUGCCACUGUGAACUAUCAGAAAGAGUUGUGGGGAUGUAUAAGCUGUUAUUAAACAUGAGUGGGCAUUAGUUUCUCGCACCUCUUGUAACCAUAAAUGAGGGACUGUGGAGGAUUUUUGCUCAGUGCUGCAAAUGGCAUAAAUACAGAACUGCAACCCUUGAA
Molecule: messenger RNA, 1823 nt
Organism: Eublepharis macularius
Lineage: Eukaryota; Metazoa; Chordata; Lepidosauria; Squamata; Eublepharidae
Gene: TADA2A
Product: transcriptional adaptor 2A
Exons: 16
Coding region: 169-1509 (446 amino acids)
Biological process (GO): regulation of transcription by RNA polymerase II; chromatin remodeling
Cellular component (GO): SAGA-type complex; nucleus
Molecular function (GO): transcription coactivator activity; chromatin binding; protein binding
Source: RefSeq, a predicted model, not a curated record